AGAUAAUAUGAUACGACGUGACGCGCUAAACCUGUCACGUGACGCGCUCUUUGUUCCCGGCUCCACCUCUGUCACGUGAACGCGCUUUAAGCCGAAUUAGAAAAGCCUGGGUUAACAAAGCGCGGUGGAAAAAUUGCUUAAUUUCGCCGCUUUUCUCUUCCCCGUUUCAAUCGCCUGGACAGUAGGUGAGAUGAUGCUUCGUGCAGUAACUAACAGUCGCAUCGAUUAAGCUCGGGAUCAUUGCGUCUCACGAUCGUAGGUUUCGAUUUGAUUAGUAAAUCUAGCAUUGAAACAUCUCGGAUAUCUGCGCGACCCCGCUUCCACACACAGGGGUGACCAAUCGCACACCGAAACCCGGAUCAGAAUCCAUGAACGCGGACAGAGAUUACCUCAUGAUGAAAAAAAAUGAGAGGGCACAUUUUUUCAGCCCUAAGGAGCAGGACCUCAUUUUGAAGUUGUAUGAAGAAGAGAGAGAGAUACUGACAGCCAAAUCCAACACCACCAGUGCCUCUAGAAACAGAGAGGAGGCAUGGCAGAGAAUUGCAGAUAAAAUAAAUGCGGUUUCGGACAGCGGCUACAAAAGGACAUGGCAGCAAGUGAAAGUCAAACAUAAAAAUAUAGUCCAAACAGCAAAAAGAAGAAGGUUGGAGGUCAUGAGGAAUGAGUCAGGGUCAGCCACCCCGUCACUGAACUCUGCAGAGGAGGAUGUGCUGCAGCACAAAGACAACCGGCUGAGGUUGGAGGUCCUCCCUGGAGGGGCCUGUAUCGAGCCACUGACAGAAUCUGAAAGCUCUCUAAUGAGUGGCCAUCCUGUCCUCCUGCUGCCUAUAACAAAGACUGAACCAGAGAGCCUGAGCAGCGAUGAGACAGACGUCAGCGACAGUCACUUUGAAGGGGAUGUGCAGAACAGCAGCUUCCAGGAGAGGGCCAACAUAGCAUGUGCUGCAACCAGCGACAGAAGUGCAGAGAGGCAGAAAGAAGACAUACGGGCUCUUUACUGCAGCUACCUCAGAAAGGAGAUGGAGAACCGAGACCAACAGAUGGCACUCAGAGCUCUUAAAAUGAAGAAGCUGGAGAAAGAAAUCUUACUACUAGACAAACAGCUGAUGUGACUUAUCAAAGAAAAUCACAUUUUUUUAUACACUGUUGUAAUAUGUUCAAACAAUUCAUGAUUGAUUUAAUAUGAAUCAAUCAAUGAGUUAACCUUUAUUUACACUGCAGAGAUAAUAGAAGAGCGACACUCGUGUUCCAUGCCCGAGUCACUCACAACAACAUUUUAAAGAUGGAAAAAGAGGCGACUGUGGCUCAGAGGAAGAGCGGGCCGUCCUCUAAAAGGUAGGUUGGCGGUUUGAUCCCCAGCUCCUGCAGUCCACAUGUUAUAUUGUGCGAAACACUGAACCCUGAAUUGCCUCUUCAGUCAUAGUGAAUGUGUGACAUUGUUAUUUGAUGGGCUGCCUGGUGCUUUGCAUAUAUCAGCCCAUCUGUGUGUGAAUGUAUGUGUGGAGCAAAUGUACUCGCUUUGAUUUUAAGAACCACUUACAGUAUAUGUAGAAAGUAGAGAACGCGCUGUAUCACAAAUAGAUAACUAAAAGGCCAGUCCACUUUUCCGAACAGGCAACAGAUUAAUGAAGAGCAUUAAAUGUGUUCAUUGAAAUAUAGGUUUCUAAGAAAAAACGCCUUAAAACUUGUUUAAUAGGUUUAAUUAAUUACUAUAGUAUCUAGUACAAAUUAACUGUAAUACCAAAAAGGUACAGUCUGAUUAUCCACACUUUCGCCCCAUGGUCUUCCUCGAAGUGCACAUUUGCUGGAAGGGCUCUUAGUGGUGUGCGUUCAAAGGGGCUGUAUCUGUGAAAACAGAACUGGGACAGAGUCACUUCUGUUUGGGUUCAGCAGAGGAAACCUGCUGCUGGCUGUAGUAUUGUUCACACUAUAGCUGCAAUAAUUAAUAAGAAAUGUACACCAGAGUAUUAGGAUAGGAUAAUACUUUAUUGAUCCCCAGAGGGGAAAUUCGGGCUUUGCAACGGCACAGACAAGAAAGCUCAAAAUACACAUUAAACAGAAUAGAUAAGAUAAAUAAAAAUAAAAACGGGGUAUGUACAGUACAAAAUGAAUGAUGAUGUUAACUAUGCAGGGAAUUGAGACAGUAUUUGCAGAGAAUGACAAGAUAAAGUGACAUCAGGCCGUAUCGGGAGAAUUCUUCUCCUGCUAUAUUAAGUUAAUAUACCUGUUUCUACAGCUAAUGUGUGCCUCUGAUAAGAGCUGCAACGUGUCACUCUUUUUCACUUUGUGGUUAAUGUUAUUCCAAUUGGAACUGUUUUACAGCCAGGUUAAAUUGAGAUAUAACCUUACACUGAAAAAGAAGUUUCUUCUUCAUUGUCUCUCUUCCCUGUCAGAGAGCAACAGUUGUUGUGCUUCCCCAUUGGUUAGCUGUCCGAAACUUCAUGACACUGCAGGGAUUCUGGGUAAAAGCCUUAAGCUGAUGCACACUUGCAGAAGGGGUGCAUAAAGGGUGCAACACUAGAGAAUUGGGACGCCCUUCGGUCUUUCACCCCUUAGUGAGUAUGUGCGAUAUGGGGGCAAAAGGGGCAAAGUGUGGGUAUUGGGACGGUGUAUAUUUUUCCCAGGAGUCAGAAGAACUAUUAGUGAAACAGAAUCCAGACUCAUGGUUUGUCCUGUAGACUCAGAUGUUGCCUUCAGAACAGUAAGUUUGUUUAUUAUGGGGGGGAGUGAGGAUCUAUCUGGUUUGCAAUUUUUCUGUAAACCUAUUUGUCGCUGACACAGUUUUGCAUGUUGCGUCCGUAGAUAUGCAACAGCACACACACUCCACAGUGUUCUCCUCAGGCUGCGACAGUAUUGUUAUCUUCACUUGACUCGCUCAAAGGUCAUUACACUCACAGAAUUGUCCGGGUCAAAAAAAAAGCCUCAAAGCGGGCACGAGGCCCACUGAGGGUUUUCAGGAGGGUGCUGUAAAGGAGCUCCUAAAGGAUUCUUCAUCACAUGAAUGAUUUAGUGAAUCUGCACACUUUGGACCGGGUUCGCCUGUUCUGUAGCCCACUGGAUUGAUGUGAAUGAAACAGUUGAUGUUUUUAAUGUAAAGGUCAAUUUGAUCCAUCAGCUGAGUCAUGUCGGGACUAUUGCUCUUUUAUACAUGUUCCCCAAAUUAAAGCAGCAAAUGAGCAGACAAAUGAGAACAAUGAACGUCAUUAUGUUCCACAUUUUGUUGUGAAUAUCUCCGGUCAUUGACAGGAUGAGUAGAAACAUCAGCAGACAUGUAUUAUCUUCCCUCUGGAUGUUGUGCUGGGCCUGUCCUGCUGCUAUCGCUGUGUUUAGCUUCUUCUUAGAGGUUUUUUAUCCAUGGAGUCUGGGCUGCAGCACAUAGCCUGUAUGAGGGCCUUCACGUGCUCAGCUGCUGUUUCACUGUCAACUGGAGAUCAGACACUUUGUAAACAUUUGUUCAAAAUGUUGUGUUAAGAUCUGAAAAACAGAACACGAGUAAAAAGUUUAAACUGACACCAAGACUCACGACUCUUUGCGUAUGAUAUGACAGUCAUGUUCUAAGGCUGGCCAUCUAUGAAGUGAAGAGUCUGCUUCAGAAUAUGUCUCCCUUACCUUGAAAAAGACUUUUACUUUGGUUCUAUGUCUAAAUGUAUUCACAUUACCUACAAUUCACUGAGCAGACGCUUUUAUACCUGGAUAUCUUUAUGGUUUAACUGUUUCAUGCUGGAAUACAUUUGUCUCAAAGUCUUGUUUAAAGGCUUAAAGUUUCUACUAAUGCCUCUUUUCAAGAUCCAGCAUCUUCAUAGUACAUGUUUAUUUAUUACAUAUUUAUGGACUUUCACCGUUUGAUAUUUUGUUCAUCAGUUGUUUUUUUAUUUUUUAUUUUAUUCUGCCUGUUCAUGAUGUUUGUCAAUAAAAGCCUUCAUUCAUUUCUUAAA
This is a messenger RNA of Labrus mixtus (cuckoo wrasse), 3935 nucleotides long. RefSeq lists its product as uncharacterized. The transcript is spliced from 7 exons. The coding region runs from base 369 to 1112 and encodes 247 amino acids. The record is from RefSeq and is a predicted model, not a curated record. Lineage: Eukaryota; Metazoa; Chordata; Actinopteri; Labriformes; Labridae.